Symbiodinium sp. CCMP2592 is the source of this 702-nucleotide messenger RNA. The record is from the annotation of a GenBank genome assembly. NCBI's taxonomy places the organism in Eukaryota, Dinophyceae, Suessiales, Symbiodiniaceae.
AUGAGGAAGUGCAGCCUCCAGCACAGCGAAUGUCGCAGACACCUCUGGCUGCGUUGCCUGCGCUGCCUGGUCGUCUCGAGUGCUACUUGCAUGUGCAGUUUGGCUGGGCAAGGAUUCUGCAGAACCUGGGCACAGAGACACGGCGUCGAGCAGAUAUCGCACGAUUUUCGCAUCGUCUCCAAUGCCAAAGGGUUUGGAGAUGAGGCGACUAGAUCCCCAACAAAGUUGAUGCGUUGCCCUUGCCUCUCCGGCAAGCAGUACAAGCUGUGCUGUCGCCAGGUUCACAAGGAUUUGACCGCAGCCGACACGCCUGAGAAGAUGGCGCGAGCAAGGUUUUCUGCUCUUGCCAUGAAGAAAUAUGACUUUUUGAUAGACACGACCCACGCGACGCACGUGGACUUUCAGGAGGAUAGACAAGCAUGGAAGAAGCAGAUUGUGCGCAACAACCGGGGAUUUCGGUACAUUGGCUUGAACGUGACUGCAUCCGAGCAGCGUGAAGAGGACCUGUUUGCUGUGACCAUAGAAGCUGCUGCAGAGCCUGAGAAGGUUUCCGAUGUUCCCAAGGUGCUUCUUCUCCGAGAAUGCUCCGUUUACCGGCGCGAAGGGGGGACCUGGAAGUAUGUGGCAGCGGAGGGCUUGAAAAGAGAGGUCGUGGAAGGGGCUGGGUCUGCCCAGCAACUCGCGGGCCUUCCGGGCGCCUGA